AUGAUUGGUUAUAGAGCUAACUAGUAUUUGUUGAAGCAAUUCAAGCAGUUAAAUUUCAAAAAUAUAAUGAAUUUAUUUAUUUAAGCCAAGUCAACACCUAAUCCUAACUUUUUGAAGUUUGUUCCAAGUGGAAAAACUGUUAUGAAUGAUGGUACAACUUUAGAUUUUAUAGCUGCUAGAUAUGCUCAUGUUUCCCCUUUAGCAAAGAAGUUAUUCACAAUAGAUGGAGUUAACAGAGUUUUUUAUGGCAAAGAUUAUAUUUCUAUCUCUAAAAAAGAGGAUGCUGAUUGGAAUGAGUUAAAGCCAUAAAUAUUUUCAUUAAUUACAGAACAAUUUACAGGAACUACUCCACUUUUCACAGAUGAGCCAGAGAGAGAAGAUACUAAAAUAAAAGAUGAUGAUAGCGAGGCAGUUUAAAUGAUUAAAGAAAUUAUUGAUACACGUAUUAGACCAUUAGUUCAAGAUGACGGUGGUGAUGUUAUUUACAGGAAUUUCGAUGAACCUUCAGGCAUCGUAACAUUAACAAUGAUGGGAUCUUGCAGUGGAUGUCCAAGUUCUCAAGUUACUUUAAAGCAAGGAAUAGAAAAAAUGAUUAUGCAUUAUGUCCCUGAAGUUAAUGGAGUUGAAAGUGUAGAUUAUGGUGAGAAUGAACAGUCUGAAAAAAAGUCAAACGCUUGA
Tetrahymena thermophila SB210 is the source of this 678-nucleotide messenger RNA. RefSeq names its product NifU-like protein. The transcript has a single exon. Gene Ontology annotation, cellular component: mitochondrion. NCBI's taxonomy places the organism in Eukaryota, Ciliophora, Oligohymenophorea, Hymenostomatida, Tetrahymenidae. The record is from RefSeq and is a predicted model, not a curated record. Gene Ontology annotation, molecular function: iron-sulfur cluster binding; iron ion binding. Gene Ontology annotation, biological process: iron-sulfur cluster assembly.